Messenger RNA from Crotalus tigris (Tiger rattlesnake), 2736 nucleotides. RefSeq names its product tripartite motif containing 56 (gene TRIM56). The record is from RefSeq and is a predicted model, not a curated record. Gene Ontology annotation, molecular function: ubiquitin-protein transferase activity; zinc ion binding. Gene Ontology annotation, cellular component: nucleoplasm; chromatin. Gene Ontology annotation, biological process: positive regulation of DNA-templated transcription. NCBI's taxonomy places the organism in Eukaryota, Metazoa, Chordata, Lepidosauria, Squamata, Viperidae. The transcript is spliced from 2 exons. The coding region runs from base 201 to 2234 and encodes 677 amino acids.
CGAGGAGAGGAGGAGCCCUCCAGCCCUGAGGGCCCCGCCCGAGGCUCCCAGCGGAGAAGCCUCCUCCUGCGCUGCCAGCGCCCUGGGGACUCUCCUAGGGUCUCCUGCUUGAGCAGGGCGCCGGGCCAGAAGACCCCCAAGGCACAGGCCGGGGUGGGCUUCCUCUUCAUCCCCUGCUUCUCUGGACGGAAGGUGGCCAGAUGGCUGCCAGAGCAUCCUCCCUCUGGGAGACCCUCUCCAGCAGCUUCUUGACUUGCACCAUUUGCUUGCAGCACUAUUGCCAGCCCAAAAUCCUACCCUGCCUCCACAGCUACUGCCAGGACUGUCUGAAGAAGCUGCUGGGUGGGUCAAAGCAGGAGCUGCGGUGCCCUGAAUGCCGCGAGGUGGUGCCUCUCCCAGCCGGCGUUGAAGGUUUGAAGACCAACUUCUUCAUCAACGGCCUCCUGGACUUGGUGCCUCCGGUCGAGGAGGCCAAGGCCACCUGCAGCCUGUGCCCGCUCAUUGGCCAAGAUGCCAGCUCUGUCGCUGUGUCUCACUGCAUCGAUUGUGCCGACCACCUGUGUCAGGCCUGUGCCCGCGGGCACCGUUGCUCCCGGCUUACCCACGACCACCUCCUGGUAGACAUGGAGGCUUACUGCUCUGGGAAGUACAACGAGGAGAUCCGGAAGCGUCAGGCCUCACGCUGCAAAGAGCACAAGGAUGAAGACCUGCAGUAUUUCUGCGUCACCUGUGCUGCUGCCCUCUGCCGGGAGUGCCGUCUGGGCCCUCACCUGGAGCACCCGUGCCUGCCCCUGUCGGAGGCCGCCAAAGCCCGCCGCCCCAUCCUCACAGGCCUCUUGGAUGGGGUGGAGGAGAAGAUGCACCUCCUCGCCAAGGCAAAGGUCAACCUAGAGAAGGAGAGGCAGGAGAUGGAGACGUGGAACGUGAACAUCCGCAUCGUGGUAGAGCAGACAUGUGCCAAGGCCGUGGAACAGUUGCUCAGCCACAAGGAAAAGGUCCUGGGCCAACUCUCUGGCUACCUGGAGGAGCGGAAGGAGGCCUCUCAGCUGCUGCUUUCUGAGCUGGGCUUCCAGGAGCAGGUGGCCUCCACCACGGUGGCCUUCGCCCGGAAGGUGCUGAAUCUGGGCCAAGCGGUGGAGAUCGUGUCCUUGGAGCAGAUGAUCUCCGAGAGGCUGAGGCAGUUGCAGAGCUUCUCCUGGGAGCCCCUCACCUUGCAGGUCCCCAAGCUCCACAUCCAGCCAGACCUCCUCUAUGGCUGCAACCUUUUCCUUCUGGAGUUUCACGAGAAGGCCGCGACAACCACCCCUGAGUGCAGCAUGGGGGAUUCCACCCAACGGGCUCAGAAGGAAAAAAAGCAGAAGCAACAGCAGCGGCCUCAGGGAGCAGAAGGGGGGGACGCCUCCAGAGAGGAAAAGGCCCCAAGUGGGGAAAGCCUUGGGCUGAUCCCAAAACCCGUCUUCUUCUGCAGCUUCUGGGUGAAAGUCCCAACGGACAAAAAGCGGCCACAGAUCACGGGCUUGUUCCCGUUCGGCUCCAACGAAAUCCUCGUGGCUGAUGAGGAGAACAAGAAGUUGAAGCGCUUCUCUCUGCAGGGCGAGUUCAAGGGCACGAUCCCGGUGCCGAGCAACGUGGCCCCAUUCAGCGUGGCUGCUGUGGGCAACAAGGCGGUCUUCACCGCCGGAUCCCAGCUCUACGUCUUAAAUGAAACGGGGGGGAUUAUGUGGCAAAAGGCACUCAAGGGGGGCCAGGCCAGCCACGCAGUGACCACCUGUGACGGGAACUGCGUGGUCGUGUCUGUGGCGGGACAUCUGGAGGUGUUCAACUUGAAAGGAGAACUCUUGGAGAAGAUUGUGCCGGAGGCCUCCCACGAAAGGUGCCUGGUAUUCCUGGGCAGAUGGAAAAAGGGAUUUGUGGCAUCUGACUGGUACCGACAUAGCGUGGUGCUGCUCGACAGGAAUGGGGAUCUGGUGACCGAAUACCAGGAGGAGCAGCUGAGUGGGUCUCAACCAGGCAGCGUCUGUGCUGAUGCCCCCGGGAUCGUCUACGUGGUGCUUCGGGAGCUGAACAAGAUUGUGGCCUUUUCAGAGGCCGGGGAAGAGCUGGGAUCAUUUCUCACAACAGAGAAUAGCAUCUUCAAGCCACGAGUGGUCACUAUUGCCGGGGACGGACAUUUUGUGGUAGCCCUCACCAACGGCACCAUCCAUGUCUUUAAGAUCAAGUACCAGGGCAAGUAAACGGGGAGCAGGCCCCGGGGAAGGCACGUCUGCAGGGUUCCAGAUGGGAGCAGACGUCCUUUGGCGGUAGAUUGGCUCCGAGAUGGGGGGGGGAGAGUGUUCAGGCCCCCCUUCAACCCUUCAUUGUGUGAAGGGCUGUGUCUCCAGAAGGCUGGGCCUCUUCUAGCACCCCAGUCCAGCCUUCUGGAGACACGGCCCUUCACACAAUGCUGAGGGUGGACAGAAAUGGGUGCCACAAAGUCUGCUCUCGGAGAGGCCACCAGACUGGCUGGAGGGAGAGAGGGAGGCACAUCUUCUGUGGACGCUGACAUCACAGGGAAGAAGUGGGGGUGGGGUGGGGGGUCAAAGGGCAUCCCAGUGAGCCAAUAAGGGUUUUACUUCUGAACGUCCCUUGGGAGACCAGCCAUGCUCGCCUUCUCAUUUGUUUGAAGGAUGCAAUAAUCCUUAAUGUGUGAUCAUAUAAAUUAGUUUAAAUAAACAAACAAAAAUCCUUCCUUCCUUC